AUGGCCGAAGCGGACGGGGAGGACGAUGUCCAGUUCCUGCGCACGGAGGACGAGGUGGUGCUGCAGUGCACCAGCGCCCUGCCCGCGGAGCAGCUCAAGCUGUGCCUGGCGGCCGAGGGCUUCGGGAACCGCCUCUGCUUCCUCGAGCCCACCUCCAACGCCCAGAACGUGCCCCCCGACCUGGCCGUCUGCUGCUUCGUGCUGGAGCAGUCGCUGUCGGUGCGGGCGCUGCAGGAGAUGCUGGCCAACAGCGCCGAGACGGGCGCCGAGUCCUCGCAGGGCGGCGGGCACCGGACGCUGCUCUACGGCCACGCCAUCCUGCUGCGGCACUCGCACAGCGGCAUGUACCUGAGCUGCCUGACCACGUCGCGCUCCGUCACCGACAAGCUGGCCUUCGACGUGGGGCUGCAGGAGGACGCCGCGGGCGAGGCGUGCUGGUGGACCAUGCACCCCGCGUCCAAGCAGCGCUCGGAGGGCGAGAAGGUGCGCGUGGGCGACGACCUCAUCCUGGUCAGCGUCUCCUCCGAGCGCUACCUGCACCUCUCGACGGCCAGCGGGGAGCUGCAGGCGGACGCCUCCUUCAUGCAGACGCUGUGGAACAUGAACCCCAUCUGCUCGGGCUCCGAGGAAGGCUACGUGACGGGCGGCCACGUCCUGCGCCUCUUCCACGGCCACAUGGACGAGUGCCUCAGCCCCUCCGCGCCGGAGCCGGGCGGCGAGCUCAGCAGCGUGGUUAAUUACGAGGGGGGGGCCGUCUGCACCCACGCGCGCUCCCUGUGGCGCCUGGAGCCGCUGCGCAUCAGCUGGAGCGGCAGCCACCUGCGCUGGGGCCAGCCGUUCCGCGUGCGCCACGUCACCACGGGGCGCUACCUGGCGCUGACGGAGGAGCGCGGCCUGGCCGUGGUGGAGGCGGCCGCCGCCAGCACCCGCGCCUCCGCCUUCUGCUUCCGCGCCUCCAAGGAGAAGCUGGAGGCGGGGGCCAAGCGGGACGUGGAGGGCAUGGGCCCCCCCGAGAUCAAGUACGGGGAGUCGCUGUGCUUCGUGCAGCACGCGGCCUCGGGGCUCUGGCUCACCUACGCCGCCGCCGACACCAAGGCGCUGCGCCUCGGGCUGCUCAAGAGGAAGGCCAUCCUGCACCAGGAGGGGCACAUGGACGACGCGCUGUCCCUGUCCCGCUCCCAGCGCCAGGAGUCGCAGGCGGCCCGGAUGAUCUACAGCACGGCCGGGCUCUACGGGGUCUUCAUCCGGGGCCUGGACAGCCUGAGCGGGAAGGGCCGGGGGGGGGCCCCGGGGGCGCUGCCGAUCGGGGCGGUGAUCCUGAGCCUGCGGGACCUCAUCGGGUACUUCCAGCACCCCCCGGCCGAGCUGCGGCACGAGGAGCGCCAGAGCCGCCUGCGCGCCCUGCGCAGCCGCCAGAACCUCUUCCAGGAGGAGGGCAUGAUCCGGCUGGUGCUGACGUGCAUCGACCGGCUGAGCGAGUACAGCACGGCCGCGCACUUCGCCGAGCUGGCCGGGGACGAGGCCGCGGCCUCCUGGAAGGAGAUCGUCAACCUGCUCUAUGAGCUGCUGGCCUCGCUGAUCCGGGGGAACCGCUCCAACUGCGCCCUGUUCUCCACCAACCUGGACUGGCUGGUCAGCAAGCUGGACCGCCUCGAGGCCUCCUCGGGCAUCCUGGAGGUGCUGUACUGCGUGCUGAUCGAGAGCCCCGAGGUGCUCAACAUCAUCCAGGAGAACCACAUCAAGUCCAUCAUCUCCCUGCUCGACAAGCACGGCCGCAACCACAAGGUGCUGGACGUGCUGUGCUCGCUGUGCGUGUGCAACGCGGUGGCCGUGCGCUCCAACCAGAACCUCAUCACCGAGAACCUGCUGCCCCGGCGUGACCUGCUGCUGCAGACCGGGCUGGUCAACUACGUCACCAGCGUGCGCCCCAACAUCUUCCUGGGCACGCACGAGGGCUCGACGCAGUACCCGCGCUGGUACUUCGAGGUGCUGGUGGAGCACGUGCAGCCCUUCGCCACGGCCCAGGCCACCCACCUGCGCGUCGGCUGGGCCAUGGCCGAGGGCUACAGCCCCUACCCGGGGGGCGGCGAGGGCUGGGGGGGCAACGGCGCCGGCGACGACCUCUACUCCUUCGCCUUCGACGGCCUCCACCUCUGGGCAGGCGGGGUGGCGCGCGCGGUGGCGUCCCCGCAGCAGCACGCGCUGGCGGCGGGGGACGUGGUGAGCUGCUGCCUGGACCUGGGGGUGCCCAGCAUCUCCUUCCGCCUCAACGGCUGCCCCGUGCAGGGCAUGUUCGAGAACUUCAACCUCGACGCCCUCUUCUUCCCCGUCGUCAGCUUCUCCGCCGGCGUCAAGCUGCGGUUCCUGCUGGGGGGCCGCCACGGGGACUUCCAGUUCCUGCCCCCCCCCGGGUACUCGCCCUGCGCCGAGGCGCUGCUGCCCCGCGAGCGCCUGCGCCUGGAGCCCAUCAAGGCCUACGGGGGGCAGGGGCCCGGCGCCCGCUGCCUGCUGGGGCCCACCCAGGCCCCCCACACCGCCUUCACCCCCUGCCCCGUCGACACCAUGCAGAUCGUGCUGCCCCCCCACCUGGAGCGCAUCCGCGAGAAGCUGGCCGAGAACAUCCACGAGCUGUGGGCCCUGACCCGCAUCGAGCAGGGCUGGACCUACGGCCCCGUCCGCGACGACAACCAGCGCCUGCACCCCUGCCUGCUCGACUUCCACAGCCUGCCCGAGCCUGAGCGCAACUACAACCUGCAGAUGUCUGGGGAGACCCUCAAGACGCUGCUGGCGCUGGGCUGCCACGUGGGCAUGGCGGACGAGAAGGCGGAGGAGAACCUCAGGAAGAUCAAGCUGCCCAAGACGUACGUGAUGUCCAACGGGUACAAGCCGGCGCCGCUGGACCUGGCGCACGUGCGGCUGACGCCGGCGCAGCUGACGCUCGUCGACCGCCUGGCCGAGAACGCGCACAACGUGUGGGCGCGCGACCGCGUGCAGCAGGGCUGGACCUACAGCAUCGUGCAGGACAUCAAGAACAAGCGCAACCCGCGCCUGGUGCCCUACAACCUGCUGGACGAGCGCACCAAGAAGACGAACCGGGACAGCCUCUGCGAGGCCGUGCGCACCCUCAUCGGCUACGGCUACAACAUCGAGCCCCCCGACCAGGAGAGCCCCGCCCAGGGGGUGCCGCGGGGGCGCCCCGACAAGAUGCGCAUCUUCCGGGCCGAGCGGAGCUACGCGGUGCGCAGCGGCAAGUGGUACUUCGAGUUCGAGGCCGUCACCACCGGGGAGAUGCGUGUGGGCUGGGCGCGGCCCCACGUGCGCCCCGACAUCGAGCUGGGCGCCGACGAGCUCGCCUACGUCUUCAACGGGCACCGAGCGCAGCGCUGGCACGUGGGCAGCGAGCCCUUCGGGCGGACGUGGCAGGCGGGCGACGUGGUGGGCUGCAUGAUCGACCUGGCCGAGAGCCACAUCACCUUCACGCUCAACGGCGAGGUGCUCAUCAGCGACGCCGGCUCCGAGCUGGCCUUCAAGGACUUCGAAGUGGGCGACGGCUUCGUGCCGGUGUGCAGCCUGGGGCUGGAGCAGGUGGGGCGGCUGAACCUGGGCCAGGACGUGGGCAGCCUGCGCUUCUUCACCAUCUGCGGGCUGCAGGAGGGCUUCGAGCCCUUCGCCAUCAACACCAAGCGCCCGCUCACCCUCUGGUUCAGCAAGAGCCUGCCCCAGUUCGCCCCCGUGCCCCCCGACCACCCCCAGCUCGAGGUGACGCGGAUGGACGGGACGGUGGACGCGCCGCCCUGCCUGCGCCUGUCCCGCCGCGCCCCCGGCCCCCCGGCUGCCCCCCCCGAGCUGCUGUUCCUGCGCCUCAGCCUCCCGGUGCAGUUCCACCCCCGCUUCCGCUGCCCCCCCGGCACCACCCCGCUGCCCCAGGCCCCCCCCGAGCCCCCCGACGACGCUGGCCUCGAGCCCCUCUCCGAAUUCGAGCGCCUCCGCCGCUCGGCCGGCGCCCGGCCCCCCGAGAGCGAAGGGGAGGGCGAGAAGCCCCCCGGGGGGGGCCCCGCAGCCCCGGCCCCCCGCGAGCAGCCCCGCGGGGAGAACGAGAAGGAUGCGACCACCGAGAAGGGCAAGACCCGGAGGGGGUUUCUGUUCAAGGCCAGGAAGACGCCGUUCGCACCCCCCCCGGCGGUGCCCACCGUCCCCCGCCUGGAGGAGGACGUGGUCCCCGACGAGCGUGACGACCCCGAGGUCAUCAUGAACACCACCACGUACUACUACUCGGUGCGGAUCUUCGCGGGGCAGGAGCCCUCGUGCGUCUGGGUGGGCUGGGUGACCCCCGACUACCACCAGCACGACGCCGCCUUCGACCUCUCGCGCGUGCGCACCGUCACCGUCACCAUGGGCGAUGACAAGGGCAACGUGCACGACAGCAUCAAGCGCAGCAACUGCUACAUGGUGUGGGGGGGCGAGUUCGCCAGCAGCACCCCCCAGGCGCGCGUCAGCCACAGCGACCUGGUCAUCGGCUGCCUGCUCGACCUGGCCACCGGGCUCAUGACCUUCACGGCCAACGGCAAGGAGAUCAACACCUUCUUCCAGGUGGAGCCCAACACCAAGCUCUUCCCCGCCGUCUUCGCCCUCCCCACCAGCCAGAACGUCGUCCAGUUCGAGCUGGGCAAGCUCAAGAACAUCAUGCCCAUCUCGGCCGCCAUGUUCAGCAGCGAGCGCAGGAACGCGGAGCCGCAGUGCCCCCCCCGGCUGGCCAUCCAGCUGCUGGCCCCCGUCACCUGGAGCCGCAUGCCCAACGAGGCGCUGGCCGUCGACACCGCGCGCAUCAGCGAGCGCCACGGCUGGGCCGUGCAGUGCUCCGAGCCCCUCGUCAUGAUGGCCCUGCACAUCCCCGAGGAGAACAGGUGCAUCGACAUCAUGGAGCUGUCGGAGCGCCUGGACCUGCUGCGCUUCCAGUGGCACACGCUGAAGCUGUACUGCGCCGUGUGCGCCCUGGGCAACAACCGCGUGGCGCACGCGCUCUGCAGCCACGUGGACCAGGCCCAGCUCCUCUUCGCCAUCGAGAGCCCCGAGCUGCCGGGGCCGCUGCGCGCCGGCUACUACGACCUGCUGCUGGCCAUGCACCUCGACGCCGCGCAGCGCGCCCGCGCCUCCAUGAGCGCCGAGUUCAUCAUCCCCAUGACCGAGGCCACCAAGAGCAUCACGCUCUUCCCCGACGGCAGCCGCGUGCCCGGCCCCCCCGGCGUGGGGCCCAGCGCCUGCCUGCGCCCCCAGCCCCAUUUCGCCGAGCCGUGCUUCGUGCUGGCGGCGGGCGGCGGGCGGGCGCUGCUCAGCCCCGGGGUGCCGCUGGGCGCGCUGGGCGCUCGGGCCAUCCGCAUGCUGGCCGAGGCGGUGGCCGGGGGGGGUCCCCACGCCCGGGACCCCGUGGGCGGCAGCGUGGAGUUCCAGCUGGUGCCGGUGCUGAAGCUGGUGUCGGCGCUGCUGGCCGUGGGCGCGCUGGGGGACGCCGACGUGCGCCGCGUCCUGCGCAUGAUCGAGCCCCGCGUCUUCGGGGAGCCCCGGCGGGAGGCGGCGGCCGGCGAGGAGGAGGAGGAGGAGAGGGAGGAGGAGGAGGAGGAGGAAGCACGGAAGAAGGCUAUUGAGGCCGGCGAGCUGGAGGAGGAGGAGGAGGACGAGGGGCUGGAGGAAGGGCUGCUGCAGAUGAAGCUGCCCGAGUCGGUCAAGCUGCAGAUGUGCAACCUGCUGCAGUACUUCUGCGACCGGGAGCUGCAGCACCGCGUCGAAGCCAUCGUGGCCUUCUCGGAGCGGCACGUGGAGCGGCUGCAGCGCGACCAGCACCGCCGCUACGGGCAGCUGAUGCGGGCGCUCACCAUGUCGGCCGCCGAGACCGCCCGGCGCACCCGCGAGUUCCGCUCGCCCCCCCAGGAGCAGAUCAACAUGCUGCUGCAGUACAAGGCGGGGGCAGACGAGGAGGAGUGCCCCGUGCCCGAGGACAUCCGUGACGAACUGCUCGACUUCCACAACGACCUGCUGGCGCACUGCGGCAUCGAGCUGGCGGGCGAGGAGGAGGAGGAGGCGGAGGAGACGUCGCUGCACCACCGGCUGCUGGGGCUGGUGCAGAAGGUGGUGGGGCUGCGCAAGAAGGCGCCCGAGGAGGAGGCGCCCCCCGAGGAGCCCCCGGUGCCCAGCACGCUGCAGGAGCUGAUCUCGCAGACGAUGGUGCACUGGGCGCAGGAGUCGUUCAUCCAGAGCCCCGAGCUGGUGCGCGCCAUGUUCAGCCUCCUGCACCGGCAGUACGACGGGCUGGGCGAGCUGGUGCGCGCGCUGCCCAAGGCCUACACCAUCAGCGCCCACUCGGUCGCCGACACCACCGAGCUGCUCGAGUGCCUGGGCCAGAUCCGCUCCCUGCUCAUCGUGCAGAUGGGCCCCGAGGAGGAGAACCUGAUGAUACAGAGCAUCGGGAACAUCAUGAACAACAAGGUCUUCUACCAGCACCCCAACCUGAUGCGGGCGCUGGGCAUGCACGAGACCGUCAUGCAGGUGAUGGUCAGCGUGCUGGGCGGUGGUGAGUCCAAGGAGAUCCGCUUCCCCAAGAUGGUGACCAACUGCUGCCGCUUCCUCUGCUACUUCUGCCGCAUCAGCCGCCAGAACCAGCGCUCCAUGUUCGACCACCUCGGCUACCUGCUGGAGAACAGCAGCAUCGGCCUGGGCAUGCGGGGCUCGACCCCCCUGGACGUGGCGGCCGCCUCCGUCAUCGACAACAACGAGCUGGCGCUGGCGCUGAAGGAGCAGGACCUGGAGAAGGUGGUGACGUACCUGGCGAGCUGCGGGCUGCAGAGCUGCCCCAUGCUGCUCUCCAAGGGGUACCCCGACAUCGGCUGGAACCCCUGCGGCGGCGAGCGCUACCUCGACUUCCUGCGCUUCGCCGUCUUCGUCAACGGCGAGAGCGUGGAGGAGAACGCCAACGUGGUGGUGCGCCUGCUCAUCCGGCGCCCCGAGUGCUUCGGGCCGGCGCUGCGGGGCGAGGGCGGCAGCGGGCUGCUGGCCGCCAUCGAGGACGCCAUCAAGAUCUCCGAGGACCCGGCCCGCGACGGCCCCACCAUCAAGAAGGACCGGCGGCGAGAGCUGUUCGGGGCCGAGGAGCCGCACGAGGAGAACCGGGUGCACCUGGGCAACGCCAUCAUGUCCUUCUACGCCGCCCUCAUCGACCUGCUGGGCCGCUGCGCCCCCGAGAUGCACCUGAUCCAGGCGGGCAAGGGCGAGGCGCUGCGCAUCCGCGCCAUCCUGCGCUCCCUGGUGCCGCUCGACGACCUCGUGGGCAUCAUCAGCCUCCCGCUGCAGAUCCCCGCGUUCGGCAAAGACGGGAACCUGGUGGAGCCGCGGAUGUCGGCCAGCUUCGUGCCGGACCACAAGGCGCCCAUGGUGCUGUUCCUGGACCGCGUCUACGGCAUCGAGACGCAGGAGUUCCUGCUGCGCCUGCUCGAGGUCGGCUUCCUGCCCGACAUGCGCGCGGCCGCCUCGCUCGACACGGCCGCCUUCAGCACGACGGAGAUGGCGCUGGCGCUGAACCGCUACCUGUGCUUGGCGGUGCUGCCGCUCAUCACCAAGUGCGCGCCGCUCUUCGCGGGCACCGAGCACCGCGCCAUCAUGGUGGACUCCAUGCUGCACACCAUCUACCGCCUCUCCCGCGGCCGCUCGCUCACCAAGGCGCAGCGGGACGUCAUCGAGGAGUGCCUGAUGGCGCUGUGCCGGUACAUCCGUCCGUCCAUGCUGCAGCACCUCCUGCGCCGCCUCGUCUUCGACGUGCCCAUCCUCAACGAGUUCGCCAAGAUGCCGCUCAAGCUGCUGACCAACCACUACGAGCGGUGCUGGAAGUACUACUGCCUGCCCAGCGGCUGGCCCAACUACGGGGUCAGCUCCGAGGAGGAGCUGCACCUCACCCGCAAGCUCUUCUGGGGCAUCUUCGAGUCCCUGGCGCACAAGCGCUUCGACGCCGAGCUGUACAAGCUGGCCAUGCCGUGCCUCUGCGCCAUCGCCGGCGCGCUGCCCCCCGACUACGUGGACGCCAGCUACUCCUCCAAGACCGAGAAGAAGGCCUCGGUGGACGCCGAGGGCAACUUCGACCCCAAACCCGUCGAGACCCUCAACGUCAUCAUCCCUGAGAAGCUGGACGGCUUCAUCAACAAGUACGCCGAGUACACGCACGAGAAGUGGGCUUUCGACAAGAUCCAGAACAACUGGACCUACGGGGAGACGGUGGACGAGGAGGCCAAGACGCACCCCAUGCUGCGCCCCUACAAGACUUUCUCUGAGAAGGACAAGGAGAUUUACCGGUGGCCCAUCAAGGAGUCCCUCAAGGCGAUGCUGGCCUGGGAGUGGCUGCUGGAGAAGGCGCGCGAGGGCGACGAGGACAGGGCCGAGCGCAAGAAGCCGCGCAGGAUCUCCCAGUCCGCCCAGGCCACCUACGACCCCAGCCACGGGUACAGCCCCCAGCCCGUCGACCUCUCGGGGGUGACGCUGUCGCGGGAGCUGCAGGCCAUGGCGGAGCAGCUGGCUGAGAACUACCACAACACCUGGGGCCGCAAGAAGAAGCAGGAGCUGGAGGCCAAGGGGGGGGGCUCGCACCCCCUGCUCGUGCCCUACGACACGCUGACGGCCAAGGAGAAGGCGCGGGACCGCGAGAAGGCGCAGGAGCUGCUCAAGUUCCUGCAGCUCAACGGCUACGCCGUCACCCGGGGGCUGAAGGACAUGGAGCUGGACACGUCGUCCAUCGAGAAGCGCUUCGCCUACGGCUUCCUGCAGCAGCUGCUCAAGUGGAUGGACAUCUCGCAGGAGUUCAUCGCCCACCUGGAGGCGGUGGUGAGCAGCGGCCGGGUGGAGAAGUCCCCCCACGAGCAGGAGAUCAAGUUCUUCGCCAAGAUCCUGCUGCCCCUCAUCAACCAGUACUUCCACAACCACUGCCUCUACUUCCUCUCCACCCCGGCCAAGGUGCUGGGCAGCGGCGGCCACGCGUCCAACAAGGAGAAGGAGAUGAUCACCAGCCUCUUCUGCAAGCUGGCCGCGCUCGUCCGCCACCGCGUCUCCCUCUUCGGCACGGACGCGCCGGCGGUGGUGAACUGCCUGCACAUCCUCGCCCGCUCGCUGGACGCCAGGACGGUGAUGAAGUCGGGCCCCGAGAUCGUCAAGGCCGGGCUGCGCUCCUUCUUCGAGAGCGCCUCGGAGGACAUCGAGAAGAUGGUGGAGAACCUGAAGCUGGGGAAGGUGACGCAGAGCCGCACGCAGGUCAAGGGGGUGGCGCAGAACAUCAACUACACCACCGUGGCCCUGCUGCCCGUCCUCACCUCCCUCUUCGAGCACGUGGCCCAGCACCAGUUCGGGGACGACGUCAUCCUCGACGACGUGCAGGUGUCCUGCUACCGCAUCCUGUGCAGCAUCUACUCGCUGGGCACCACCAGGAACCCCUACGUGGAGAGGCAGCGCCCGGCGCUGGGGGAGUGCCUGGCCCGCCUGGCCGCCGCCAUGCCCGUGGCCUUCCUGGAGCCGCACCUCAACGAGUUCAACCCCUGCUCCGUCUACAGCACCAAGUCCCCCCGCGAGCGGGCCAGUGAGUGGGGCAGGGCCCCCCCAACCCUCUUCUGGGGCACCCCUGAGCCCUCUCCUUUCACCCCCAGGUUUGGGGCCCCCCCCAUCCUGGGGCUGCCCGGCCGCGUGGAGGAGAUGUGCCCGGACAUCCCGGACCUGGAGCGCCUGAUGCGGGACAUCGGGGGGCUGGCGGAGUCGGGGGCGCGCUACACGGAGAUGCCGCACGUCAUCGAGGUGACGCUGCCCAUGCUCUGCAACUACCUGCCCCGCUGGUGGGAGCGCGGCCCCGACACGCGGCCCCGCGGCCCCUGGGCCACCGCCGUCACCGGCCAGCACCUCAACGCCCCUGGGCAACAUCCUGCGCAUCGUGGUCAACAACCUGGGCAUCGACGAGGCCUCCUGGAUGAAGCGCCUGUGUUCGCCCAGCCCAUCGUGAGCAAGGCGAAGCCGGAGCUGCUGCGCUCCCACUUCAUCCCCACCAUGGAGAAGCUGAAGAAGCGUGCGGGCAAGGUGGUGGCCGAGGAGGAGCAGCUGCGCAUGGAGGCCAAGGCCGAGGCCGAGGACUCGGAGCUGCUCAUCCGCGACGAGUUCUCCGUGCUCUGCCGCGACCUCUACGCGCUCUACCCGCUGCUCAUCCGCUACGUGGACAACAGCCGGGCCAAGUGGCUGACGGAGCCCAACUCGGACGCGGAGGAGCUGUUCCGGAUGGUUGGGGAGGUCUUCAUCUACUGGUCCAAGUCACAUAACUUCAAGAGGGAGGAGCAGAACUUCGUGGUGCAGAACGAGAUCAACAACAUGUCCUUCCUGACGGCCGACAGCAAGAGCAAGAUGGCCAAGUCCGGAGACGGCCAGGGGGGCGGCUCGGAGCAGGAGCGGACGAAGAAGAAGCGCCGGGGGGACCGCUACUCCAUCCACACCUCGCUCAUCGUGGCCACCCUGAAGAAGAUGCUGCCCAUUGGCCUCAACAUGUGCUCGCCCACCGACCAGGAGCUCAUCACCCUGGCCAAGGGCCGCUACGCGCUGAAGGACACGGACGAGGAGGUGCGGGAGUUCCUCAACAACAACCUGCACCUGCAGGGCAAGUGCGAGAACUCCUCGUCCAUGCGGUGGCAGAUGGCCCUGUACCGCGAGAUGGCCGGCAAGGCCGAGGACUCCGACAGCCCCGAGAAGAUCGUGCGGAGGGUGCAGGAGGUGUCGGCCGUGCUCUACCACCUCGAGCAGACAGAGCACCCCUACAAGUCCAAGAAGGCCGUGUGGCACAAGCUGCUCUCCAAGCAGCGCCGGCGCGCCGUGGUCGCCUGCUUCCGCAUGACGCCGCUCUACAACCUGCCCAGGCACCGUGCCUGCAACAUGUUCCUGGAGGCCUACAAGCUGUCGUGGCUGGUGACCGAGGAGCACCCCUUCGAGGACCGCAUGAUCGACGACCUGUCGAAAUCGGGGGAGGAAGAGGAGGAGGAGGAGGAGGAGAAGGACGCGAAGCCGGACCCGCUGCACCAGCUCAUCCUGCACUUCAGCCGCACGGCGUUGACGGAGAAGAGCAAGUUGGAGAAGGAUCACUUGUACAUGGCGUACGCUGGCAUCAUGGCCAAGAGCUGCCACAUCGAGGAAGGGAGUGAGGAAGAGGAGAAGAAGGAUGAGAAGGAAGAGGAGGAAGCUGAGGAUUCGUUCGAGGAGAAGGAGAUGGAGAAGCAGAAGCUGCUGUACCAGCAAGCCCGGCUGCACACGCGCGGCGCCGCCGAGAUGGUGCUGCAGAUGAUCAGCGCCUGCAAAGGGGAGCGGGGGGAGAUGGUGUCGUCCACCCUCAAGCUCGGCAUCUCCAUCCUCAACGGGGGCAACGCCGACGUGCAGCAGAAAAUGCUGGACUACCUGAAGGAGAAGCGCGAGGUCGGCUUCUUCCAGAGCGUCCAGGCGCUGAUGCAGACGUGCAGUGUCCUGGACCUGAACGCCUUCGAGCGGCAGAACAAGGCGGAGGGGCUGGGCAUGGUGACGGAGGAGGGGACGAUCAUCAGCCGUGAGAACGGGGAGAAGGUGAUGUCGGACGACGAGUUCACGCAGGACCUCUUCCGCCUGCUGCAGCUGCUCUGCGAGGGGCACAACAAUGACUUCCAGAACUACCUGCGCACCCAGACGGGCAACACGACCACCAUCAACAUCAUCAUCUGCACCGUGGACUACCUGCUGCGCCUGCAGGAGUCCAUCAGCGACUUCUACUGGUACUACUCGGGGAAGGACGUCAUCGACGAGCAGGGGAAGCGAAACUUCUCCAAGGCCAUGGCCGUGGCCAAGCAGGUCUUCAACAGCCUCACCGAGUACAUCCAGGGGCCGUGCACAGGGAACCAGCAGAGCCUGGCCCACAGCCGCCUGUGGGACGCCGUCGUCGGCUUCCUCCACGUCUUCGCCCACAUGAUGAAGAAGCUGGCGCAGGAUUCCAGCCAAAUCGGGCUGCUGAAGGAGCUGCUGGACCUGCAGAAGGACAUGGUGGUGAUGCUGCUGUCCCUGCUGGAAGGGAACGUGGUGAACGGGACGAUCGCCCGGCAGAUGGUGGACAUGCUGGUGGAGUCUUCCAGCAACGUCACCAUGAUCCUCAAGUUCUUCGACAUGUUCCUGAAGCUGCGCGACAUCGUGGCCUCCGACGCCUUCCGCGACUACGUCUCGGACCCGCGCGGCCUCAUCUCCAAGAAGGAUUUCCAGAAGGCCAUGGACAGCCAGAAGCAGUACGAGCCGGCCGAGGUGCAGUUCCUGCUCUCGUGCUCCGAGGCGGACGAGAACGAGAUGAUCGACGUGGAGGCCUUCGCCGGGCGCUUCCAGGAGCCGGCGCGCGACAUCGGCUUCAACGUGGCCGUGCUGCUCACCAACCUGGCGGAGCACGUGCCCCACGACCAGCGGCUGCGCACCUUCCUGGAGCAGGCGGCCAGCAUCCUCGAGUAUUUCCGCCCCUUCCUGGGCCGCAUCGAGAUCAUGGGGGCGGCGCGGCGCAUCGAGCGCCUCUACUUCGAGAUCAGCGCCGCCAACAAGGCGCAGUGGGAGAUGCCGCAGGUGAAGGAGUCCAAGCGGCAGUUCAUCUUCGACGUGGUCAACGAGGGCGGCGAGGCCGAGAAGAUGGAGCUCUUCGUCAGCUUCUGCGAGGACACCAUCUUCGAGAUGCAGAUCGCCUCGCGCCUCUCCGAGGAGGAGCCGGCGCGCGACGGCGAGGAGGGCGAGGACCAGGAGGACGAGGACGAGACCCCCCCCGCUGCCACCGCCUCUGCCGGUGGCCCCCCGCCCCCUGCUGAGCCCACCUCGGCCUUCGGGGAGCUGCUGGUGGGGGCCGGGGGGCUGCGGCGCCUGCUGGGGUCCCCCCACUCGUGGCGGCGGAGGCUGCGGCGGCUGCGCAAGAAGCCCGGCCGCGAGCUGGCCUGGGCGGCGGGGGCGGCCGCGGGCCGGGCGGUGCUGGGGGGGCUGCUGGGGGGCUGGGGGGUGCUGGGGGCUUUGGGGCGCUUGGCUUGGGUCUCCCUUUUCGGGGGGGGGCUGGUGGAAGGCGCCCAGAAGCUGGCGCUGGCCGAGCUGCUGGCCAGCAUGCCCGACCCCACGCAGGACGCCGUGGGGGGCGGCGAGGCCGGGGGGGGCGGCGCGGGGGGGGAUGGCGGCAGGGAGGAGGAGGCCCCCCCGCCCGCCCAGCUCCUGCCGCAGCCCCCCGAGGAAGAGGAGGAGGAGGAGGAAGAGGCGGCGGUGGCGGUGGUGCCGGCGGCUUUUGGGGGGCGCAAGGAGUUCGGGCACUACCGGCUGGCUCCCCCUGACGCCCCCGGGGGGCUGGGUGACAUCGGGGAGCCCCCCUCCGCUGAGCCCCCCACCCCCGAGGGCACCCCCAUCCUCAGGAGGAAGAUCAGGGAGGAUGGGGAGGAGGUGGUGGAGGAAGAGCCGCAGAAGGAGGAGGAGGCAGCGGCCGAGACCGAGAAAGCCGAUACCGAGAAUGGGGAGAAGGCUGCGGCCGAGGGGGCUGAGGGGGAGCCAGAGGCUGCGGCCCCCGAGAGGCGACGGAAAUCGGCCCCCCGGGAGCGCAAGGAGCCGCCGGCCGAGGGGGGGCUCGAGUUCUGGGCCGAGCUAGAGGUGCAGAGGGUCAAGUUCCUGAACUACUUGUCCCGGAAUUUCUACAACCUGCGCUUCCUGGCGCUCUUCCUCGCCUUUGCCAUCAACUUCAUCCUCCUCUUCUACAAGGUGUCGGAGCACCCGCCGGGCGCCGAGGAGGAGCCCGAGGAAGGCUCGGGGCUGGCGGUGGAGGCGGAGGCCGGGGAGGCCGGGGCGGAGGGCAGCGUGGUGUACUACUUCCUGGAGGAGAGCACCGGCUACAUGCAGCCCGCGCUGCAGGGGCUGGCGCUGGCCCACACCUUGGUGGCCUUCCUCUGCAUCAUCGGCUACAACUGCCUCAAGAUCCCGCUGGUGAUCUUCAAGCGGGAGAAGGAGGUGGCGCGGCGCCUCGAGUUCUCGGGGCUCUACAUCACCGAGCAGCCCCCGGACGACGACGUCAAGGGCCAGUGGGACCGGCUGGUGCUCAAUGCCCAGUCCUUCCCUAGCAAUUACUGGGACAAAUUCGUCAAGAGGAAGGUGCUGGAGAAGUACGGGGACAUCUACGGGCGCGAGCGCAUCGCCGAGCUGCUGGGCAUGGAGCGGGCGAGCCUGGAGAUCGGGGCGCAGGGCGAGAGGAAGCCCCCCCCCGACAGCUCCCUGCUCAGCUGGAUCACGUCCAUCGACAUCCGCUACCAGAUCUGGAAGUUCGGGGUCAUCUUCACCGACAACUCCUUCCUGUACCUGACGUGGUACAUGGCCAUGUCCCUGCUGGGCCACUACAACAACUUCUUCUUCGCCUCGCACCUCCUGGACAUCGCCAUGGGGGUGAAGACGCUGCGCACCAUCCUCUCCUCCGUCACCCACAACGGCAAGCAGCUGGCGAUGACGGUGGGGCUGCUGGCCGUGGUGGUGUACCUCUACACCGUGGUGGCCUUCAACUUCUUCCGCAAGUUCUACAACAAGAGCGAGGACGAGGACGAGCCCGACAUGAAGUGCGACGACAUGAUGACG
Messenger RNA from Cygnus atratus (black swan), 14637 nucleotides. RefSeq names its product ryanodine receptor 1. Gene Ontology annotation, cellular component: calcium channel complex; sarcolemma; smooth endoplasmic reticulum. Gene Ontology annotation, molecular function: ryanodine-sensitive calcium-release channel activity; protein binding. The record is from RefSeq and is a predicted model, not a curated record. Gene Ontology annotation, biological process: calcium ion transmembrane transport; intracellular calcium ion homeostasis. NCBI's taxonomy places the organism in Eukaryota, Metazoa, Chordata, Aves, Anseriformes, Anatidae.